AUGUGCAUUGUGUCCGAGGACCGCGCGCAGUCAGCACUGCGGGCGGUCGCUCAAUUUGCCAAUGUUGCGGGGCAGGUACAGCACGAGGAGCUGCGAACUGCCUCGUUGCAGGUCGCUCACGAGGCCCUGGCACAGUGCGAGGCGCAUGGCCAGCGCUGUGUCCAGUUCCUCUUGGAGGCUUUGCAGAAGAGCACCAAGGCCAGUGCCAGUGCUGCCGAGGAUGUAAUCUGGAUGGUCUACAAGGUUGCUCGCAGAAGCGACACAGCCAAGGCCCACUCUGCACGAGCCCGGUUGUGUGCAUUGUAA
Symbiodinium natans is the source of this 306-nucleotide messenger RNA. Lineage: Eukaryota; Dinophyceae; Suessiales; Symbiodiniaceae. The record is from the annotation of a GenBank genome assembly.